AUGGCCAACUUUCUAGCCUCAAUCUUUGGCACCGAGCUCGACAAAGUCAACUGCUCCUUCUACUUUAAAAUCGGCGCCUGCCGCCACGGCGACCGCUGCUCCCGCAAACACGUCAAGCCGUCGUACUCGCAGACGAUCCUCAUGCCAAACCUCUACCAGAACCCAGCGUACGACCCCAAGAACCGGAUGAACCCGUCGCAGCUGCAGAACCACUUCGAUGCCUUCUACGAGGAUAUUUGGUGCGAGCUCUGCAAGUACGGGGAGCUGGAGGAACUAGUAGUCUGUGACAACAACAACGACCACCUCAUCGGCAACGUGUACGCGCGCUUCAAAUACGAGGACUCCGCGCAAAAGGCCUGCGACGAGCUCAACUCGCGCUGGUACGCCGGCCGCCCCAUCUACUGCGAGCUCAGCCCCGUUACCGACUUCCGCGAGGCCUGCUGCCGCCUCAACUCGGGCGAGGGCUGCGUCCGCGGCGGCUUCUGCAACUUUAUUCACCGCAAGAAUCCGAGCGAGGAGCUGGAUCGCGAUCUGACCCUUAGCACCAAGAAGUGGUUGAAAUUGAGGGGUCGGGACGAGCGAAGUAUGAGCAGGUCGCCUACGCCAGAGGCGUCCAAGAGACGAUAA
Messenger RNA from Metarhizium acridum CQMa 102, 627 nucleotides. RefSeq lists its product as uncharacterized. The record is from RefSeq and is a predicted model, not a curated record. Gene Ontology annotation, biological process: mRNA splicing, via spliceosome. Gene Ontology annotation, cellular component: U2AF complex; spliceosomal complex. Gene Ontology annotation, molecular function: pre-mRNA 3'-splice site binding; metal ion binding. Lineage: Eukaryota; Fungi; Ascomycota; Sordariomycetes; Hypocreales; Clavicipitaceae.